CAGCAAGUGGUUGAGGCUCCAUCCCUCGACUCUUUCAAAAGAAAGCUGGAUCAACUGAGUGACUAUUAUCGCCAAGACUAACACAAGCCUUCAAGUCUCCUGUCAUUUCAAAACUGUAACUGGAAAUGUUAUACCGUAAUUUUUUCUAUCGUCAACUAGUUAGUGUUAAUAUUGUAUUCUCAGAUAGAAAAGUAAAAAGGCACCUCAAUACACAGACACAGAUAAUGAGGAAUGAAUGGCAUACUUAUUUUUUCAAGCAAAGUUGACGUUGUUAUUGGAUUUCCGAGUGAAUCUGGAACGAAAUUUAAAAUUAACGUUGCCGUCCUUGGAAUGACGUCUGGAACUGUUAGUAUCAAAGAGCUGACUAUCCCACAGCUUCAAGAUCUUUCACGGCAAUUCGAGCAGAAAGUUCAAUUUAUAUCUGCUUCUAUACAGCAACUCAAGUCUCUACAGGCUCAGUUCGUUGCCUCCAAAAAUUGUCUGGUCGAGCUUAACCCAGAAAGAGAAAAUACAGAUAUUCUUGUCCCUUUAACUUCAACCUUGUGUGUUCCUGGGAAACUUUCUGAUGCUUCGCAUGUGCUUGUGGAUAUUGGAACUGGGUACUAUGUUGAAAUGACCGUCCCAGAAGCUGAAAGCCACUUUUGCCGUCGAGUAGAAUAUAUCAAUAAACAAAUAAGGAAGAUUUUGCCUGUUUUGGAGGAAAAAACACAAGCACAUAAGUCCAUUUCAGACGUUCUGGAUGCUAAAAUUCAAGAGUUUAUUAAAGUUCGAACAGCAGCGUGUCCUUGAAUUGUUGAUGUAUGCUUUUUAGGUUCCUUUUCAUAAAGAUCCAUACAUCUCAUUGUUUUUCUGUGCUUACAGCGAACAUUCAUGCUAGAUUGUGUAUUCCAUUAUUGACAACUCAGAGUGUGUUUUGUGGUCCGGAACAUAGUGUCUCCUCAGAAUGUCAAUAUCUGGAAAACUAAAAGCCUUGUAAAUACAUAUUCUGGUUUUCUGCUUUAAAUGAUUUUUAAGCUAACUCCCAAUAUGUUGGUAUCAACAAUUCAGCUGAAAACUUAUAAACAAUCUUACUUUACUUCAGGACUAGAGUGUUUGAUUUUAACAUCUAACUAGGAUACUGUUAAGCAUAAUUAAAUCCUUUAGGAGUGUCCUAAGUGAGUAUAACACAAAGUCAUGCGCAUAGGUUUCAUGUCACUUGGAAAAUUUGAUGUAUGACUGCGCACUCAUUUUAGUUUUUAUCAUGUUCACUUUAUGAAUACCUUUGUUGUUUUGUCAGUGUCUGGUACAUAUUUAAAUAUUAGUAAUCGAAAUUGACAGUUCUGAACAUAUCUCUAUAAUUUGC
Molecule: messenger RNA, 1342 nt
Organism: Schistosoma rodhaini
Lineage: Eukaryota; Metazoa; Platyhelminthes; Trematoda; Strigeidida; Schistosomatidae
Source: the annotation of a GenBank genome assembly